This is a messenger RNA of Colias croceus (clouded yellow), 808 nucleotides long. RefSeq lists its product as uncharacterized. The transcript has 2 exons. NCBI's taxonomy places the organism in Eukaryota, Metazoa, Arthropoda, Insecta, Lepidoptera, Pieridae. The record is from RefSeq and is a predicted model, not a curated record. The coding region runs from base 117 to 806 and encodes 229 amino acids.
GGCCACCGGUGUUUGUUUUUAACUAAAACAGUCUGUGAAUUUGUAGAUAAAAUUUGCCUUCAUCUUAUUGGUAAAUUUACUUUGUGUUAAAGACACGGUCUAAAAACAUUGAAAAAAUGAGUUGCAACAACCAAGCAUAUACACACUCAUUUGCGCAAUACCUGCAGUCCAUGGUCAAAUUGGACGCCCUAGAGAGGAUGACUGAGGAUUUGGACAAAGAAUUGGCUGACUCGCAGACUAUAAUGACAGAGAUAAAAACAAUAUUUGAUAGUAUUCCCAAGGAGCAACAAAGACGUGCUCACGAAAACAACGAUUUGAGGCAUGAAGAUCUCUCUCAGUUUUUGGAGUCCGGCGUACCAAAAUUGUUGUUGCCGGACAUGACUGAGAACAGUGGAGAUGUGGACGUCGAUAAUAUCAUCGCUACCAUGAAGCGCUACGCAGAAGAUCUUCGUAAGAAUCUUACCGUUCAAGAGUGCAAUACGAGAUUCGUCAAGAAAGCCAUUGAGAAUUUGGAUCUCACUCAAUACGCUACAAGCCUUGAACAGCUCAGCAAGAGUCUCGCCAACGUAAAAAUCACAAAUGAAGUUGUCAACAGAAAUGCUGAACUGGAGCAAAAACUUGCCUUACUUUGCCAGGAUGUAAAUAUGUUCACACAGAUGGUACAAGCUGAAGAAAAAUCAGGCGAAACAAACAGAAAUUGGAAGGCAGUAGCUCUGGACAACUCAACACUGUGCUAUGAUACCAUCAUAAAUAAGCUGCUGUCUGAUAUCAAUGAAGUGACUUAUUUGCUCAAGAAUAAGAAUUAAGU